Messenger RNA from Podarcis lilfordi (Lilford's wall lizard), 13220 nucleotides. NCBI's taxonomy places the organism in Eukaryota, Metazoa, Chordata, Lepidosauria, Squamata, Lacertidae. The record is from the annotation of a GenBank genome assembly.
UUCUUCUGUUGUACUUAAAUGUUAUUUAAUUAUUUGCGAUUCUCAUUACACAGAACAAUAGAAGCAGUAAUCUCAGCUUGCAUUUUGAUAUGGCGUAAGCAGCUCUUUGGGCAGGGAUACUGCAGCUGAUAAUUGGUUAUGAUAAUGGAUCUGAUAUGGUCUCUUGCAAAUAUAGUCUGUCAUGCAACCUAUGAAGAUGGGAAUACAAAGGAAUUCAGGAGACUAACUUCCCAAAAGGAUCCGUUCCUACAUAUCUCCAGGGCCACACCCAAUGCAGCUGUUCCAUGUAGUGGAUAGUGGAGAAAAUCGUUUCAUCCCCACAAUUUGCUCAGAAUUGAUUACAUCUAUCAGAAAUACGUAGAAAUCUAGCCUCAGAUCUCAUUAUUGAACAAGUUACAUGGAUAAAACAUUCAGAAGGAAAAAAAAUUCACAAGUAUGCCUCGUGGGAGUUAUUCAAGCCGACAUCCUGUGGAUGCAAAAUGUUCUGGAAGAGUUAGCUGGCCCGUAACUGUUCAGGAGAGUAAGUAAGAAAGGACUUUGUCAAUGUCACAUGAGAGAUCUGUGACUGGAUUUCCUGACAUUUUUGUUUUUAUCUUAAAAGCCGUCAUGGAGGAAGAAGCAGUGACUGAAGAAGUGGGCCUAGGGGGAGGGGUGGUUAACUCUUUCUCCUGCAUUAUUCUCCUGAUGCAACCCUCCCCGCCAGCUGCUGUUAACUCUGGAGGAUAACAGGACUGAGCUCUGAAUCAAAUUACUUUUUGCAUUAUCUGUACAGGUUGCUGUUGUUUACUGUACUUGUACCUAACAUUGGACUAUUUAUGCACACCAAAACUAUUUUAAUUGGUCCAGAAAUUUCUGAUGAACUGAGAAGUUGUUUUCACAUCCUUACUAGUAACAUGGGCAGAGGAUUUGAAAAUCCUGAAUGUUUUCUUUCUACAAUUUGGGUAUUGAUGCUGAAAUGUGUUCUAGGUUCUAGGGAAACACAUCUUUGAAAGGCUUUUGGAAGAGGAACGCCACCAGACCCCAUGAAAGUUGCCCAGUUCAUUAGACUUGCUGUAUAAUAAAAUGCACCCUUUGUUUCCAUCCUUCUGGUUACAUGAGAUGCAUGCCCUCUUUCCAACGCUUGGUUUUUAAAAGGGUUUCCAGCAUGCAAUUUGGAUCUGACCCUUUUGGUUUCUUUUCUAACGCUCAGGCUUCCUUCUGAGAAAGUGCCUUCAAGCAUAUGCAGAGUAUCUUUCCCCGCAAAAUGGAGUUGGGAAACUUGAGGGUGUGCUUGUAGUGAAGAAAGGCUCCAGCCCUACCACCUCUUCCUUUAAAUAAAAAGAAGCCAGGUGCUGGGGAGAGAAUAAAACAGGAGCUUAAAAGCAUGAGGAAAGGAAUUGUGCUGGUGGAUGAUCCACAUCCCCCCUGCUUCCCAAUACUUCUGGUGUGUAAGCAACAGCCUCCUCAUGCGCCCCAAAUAAAGCAGCCCCCUCCCUCCGUCCCUGCCCAGGCAUAUGCUAAGCGAGCGAGCAGCCGCAGUCACAGCAGCCCCAAAUGGAUUAAGUUAUAUAAGCCCUCCCCCUCCCCGCUUUUGGAAAGCCGCGGAGGGUGGGGUGGGGAGGGGGGAGUCGCCUCUCCCUUCGCCCCUCCUUCCCUCCCGCCAUCCCCGCUUUCUGGCUUUGAUUGUGGGCUGCUGUAACAGCUCAGGUUGGCUGCGGAGCGAGCGGAUGAACGGCGGCGGCGGCGGCGGAGGCCUGGCGCAGGCCCAGGCCUAGGGCUGAGUAAAAGCUGCUUAGCCGUGCCGGGGUUGCCAUGGUGACGGGCAGGAGGCAGCGGCGGCCGCAGCAGCAGCAGCAGCAGCGAGAAGGCUGUCAGUGAGCGAGCGAGAGAGCGAGGGAAAGGAACCAGGCAUCGGCGGGGAGCUGCAGGAGGGGAAGGCAGCCGCCGCCGCCGCCGCCAUGGACGUGCACGGGGACUGUGCCGAGCUCAGCGCGGUGGGCGAUCAGCCGCCGCCAUCGGGCAAGCUCAACAAAACCGCCUUCAAAUUGUUCAAGCGCAGGAAGUCCGGCGGCGCCAUGCCCAGCAUCUUCGGCGUGAGGAGCGGCGGCAAAGGCAAAGGCGGGGAAGCGGGCGGAGGGCAGCCGGGCAUGGUGAGGAGCAAGACCCACGACGGGCUGGCCGAGGUGGUGCUCGAAGGCGGCAAGAAGGAGGAACCGGGAGGAGGAGGCGGCGGCGGCGGCGGCGGCGGCGGGGACGACCAGUUUGGCGGCAGCGGCGGCGGCGGCGGAGCCCCCAAGGAUUAUUCCCCCUGCUCGGCGGCGAGCAAGUCCCACCGCUUCUUCUCUCUGCUGCGCAAAAACGGCCGCUCGGGCGAAGGCGGCAAAGGGGAGAGACCCAAAGGGCGCGGGGGGCUCAAGGGGCUCUUCAACAGCAUGAGGUGGCACCGCAGGGACAAGCCCAGCAAGGAGGACGAGGCCGGAGACGGCGCCGAGGGACAGGCCAGCCACCUCAGGCCCGGCUCCCUCACGGCCAGCCUGGAGUGCAUCAAAGAGGAGGCGCCACGACCCCCGGCGGCGGCGGCGGCGGCUGCAGCCCCCCAGACCCCCUCAGGGGUGGCCAGUGGGGACCAGAUGCUGCUGCUGGCCCACCCCAGCGCUGAGGCCGUGCCCACCCAAGAGCAGCAGGACGUCGGUGCCAGGGAGCCCACCCCACGUACCUCACCACCACUGGGAGCCGAGCCCCCCGGGAUCCAGCCCCCGGCGCAGGAAAGCCGCCCCGAGCCGCCCCCCGGAGAUGGCGAUGGCCCAGGGACCCAGGAGGACGGCGCCAUAACAGGUGACAUCCCCAUCGAGCCUUCCCCCCCUGUUGAACCCGAGUGUGAACGCAGCCAAGAGGCGGCGGCGGCAGCCCCUGACCCUUCCUCUCUUGAUCCACCCUCUGAGCCGUCCAUUGACCGUAUUUGUUUGAUGUUUGCUGACGUGACUUCACUGAAAAGCUUUGACUCUCUUACAGGCUGUGGGGACAUUAUUGCCGACCAGGAGGAGGACGUGGGCAGCGGCGGUGGCGGUGGCGCAGGUGGAAGCGACAAGAGCGCCCCUGGGGUUGGCAAAGCGGGGGCUUCCAAAAAGCCCCCCAGCGUGGUGACCUAUCAAGGAGGAGGAGAAGAGAUGGCCAGCCCUGAACAGGUGGGGGACACGUGCGCCCCAGAGUUCUGGGAUGUGUUGUCACAAGCGGAGAAGCCGCAGGAGACCCCGGGGGGAGGGAAAGAAUCCCUUGAGGGCUCCAAAGGUGGUGGUUGUACCAAAAAGGUUCAGGAUGCAUCGACAACUGGGAAGCACAUUGGUUUCAACCAGAUUCCGGUUCACCACAGUCACAAGAAUGACCAGAAGUGUAGGGAAAAGGAGCCACAGGAAGCCAUCCCCAGCAGCGAUGAAGGCUAUUGGGAUUCCACAACACCUGGGCCAGAGGAGGACAAUGCCAACAGUAUCCAGAAAGAGGUAAUUCCCAGGGACAGCUACAGUGGGGAUGCUCUCUAUGAUCUGUACGCUGAUCCAGAUGAAAACACAGCCACAGUUACUUCUGCAGAAGACGUCACCUCUGUGUCUUGUUGCAAGCCACUGUCUCCAGUAACAACAACAUGCCCAGUCAAAACCCAUACAACUUCACUCAAGGACUCCAAGAUACCCAUCAGUAUCAAGCAUUUUACGUCGCCACAUGGCAGUCAUGGCCCAGAUACCAGUAAUAGCCAUCAUCUUGCACACCACCAGCCUACCAAAAGUGAGAUCCCUAGAACAAAAAUCCCAGUUUCUAAAGUGCUUGUACACCGGGCAAGUUACCGGAGCCUAGCAGGGACAACAGGUAAAAUAGCCACAUAUCAUGAAAGUGCCAAAAAAUAGAAGAAGAUAAAUAUGGGUGUGUCAGUCUUGCAGAAACCUGCUAAUAAGCAGUUUGGCAUCAUCUAAAGGAAGACACCUACAUGUGCCCUUUCUGUGAUCAAAAGGGAUGUGUGCUUCUAAAGUCCAUCUUGAUAUAUAGUAUAUAUAUAAAUAUAAAGUUAGAUUCUUUUUGAGCACUUUUUUAACAUUUGUAUCUGUUUUUCUGAAGCACUAAACCACUCGGGAAGCCACUUUUCCAUGUCUUUUGUGGAAGCAGGACUUUGAUUAGGUAUAUAAAAUAUAAUAAUGCAAACUUGUGCCAUGAAUUCUUCAAAGAAGACACAAAUUGGGAAAGAGAGGACCAAAAUAAGUUUUCCAGUAUAUAUAAUUUUACAUUUGUUUGUUUUAAAUGUUUUUAGCCUAUACUGAGAAAUGUUUGCUCUAACUGUGGGAAAAUGUCAAGCAGAGUAAUAGCAACAACCAUAAAAUCCCAGGUAUUUAACCUGAGAUAGAAAGAGCACUGUCAACCAGCAGCAGAUUCAACUCACUUGUGAAAGGUAGAUUAGCAAGUUAGAUGGAUUUCUAUAAUAAGAUAUAUUUUUGUUUGUCUGUCUGUUUGCUUUGGAUCUGUCCUAGUGUAAGUGGAUAAUGAAGACAUCUAGUGAACUCUCAGUUGUUUACACCAAUAUUUUUCCAAUGCACAAAAUAAUCAGGUUCAAGGGAAUAACUUUCCUAAAUGCCAAUAUAGAGACAACUACAACAUUUAUACAAUAAAUGGUUCUUCAUGUAUAGAUAGAUGCAUAUGAUACUCUUAGUGCUACAGCUUUUUUAAAUUAAAAUGUCUUUCUGUAUUUACUAGAGUUGAAACAAAAUUAGUUUUUAUAGCUUGAUAAUUUUACAGUUCUAAAUGUAUGGACCUUCUUAAAAGUACAGUAACUAGAGCAAAAUUUUAUAUUGGCUCUAACAUCCAAGGAUAGGCAAGUCUAUUGUGUUAAUCUUACAAGAGCAUGCAUAAUACUGGAACCAAGGAUCUAAUGGUGUUUUCACUGCAAACCCCUUAUUUUCAGGACUUUCUAAAAAAUAGAAUUUCAGUUUAGUACUUGCAGAGCUAAAGCCUGAGGCUGCAAACCAAUUUUUAAAAUGUUUGUUUUCAAAUGUUAAUAAAUUUAGCUUUUGGUAUUUGCUGUGUGAAAGUUUGUAUUUCACACACAUACCAACUUUUAGACUUUAAGAUUAUUUUCCUUUAAGAAAGAGAAGAAAAUUGGCGAACUGUUACUCCAUUAAAUAAUUUUAUCACCAUGGACAAAACAGACAUGUCUGUUGCCACUGAAUAUAAGCAGUGCUACUGAAAAGUGGUUGCUGUAUUGACAUCUUUUCAGUGAAGCAGCAUCACAUGAUGUGCCUAAAGAUUUAUUUUCAAGAUAGAAACAACCCCAUUGUGGUCUAAUAUGACAGGGCUUAAACAAAAAUAAAUUAAUAAAGCAGAACACCACUAGGCAAAGAGCUUGUUUCAGAGGUCCUAUUUAUUUUUUAAGAAAGUAAAACUUACUUUAAAAAACGAUAUAUAUUUUGUGAUGUAGAAAAUUCUAAAUUUCCUUCCGUAAAUCAAUUAUAAGAGUUCAUUUAACCUCUCCUUUUUAAGUUCCCAUAAGUAAAUAUUGGUUUACAUAAUAUACAUUUGAAUAAGAACAUUAAGGUUAAUGAAGAAAAGCUAGAACAUAUAAUGGUUGUAUUCUUGCCCACAGCUAGGCUGCUUAUAUCACAUUGAUUUUCAAUUGCAUUAAUGUAGCCUAUAUCAGAACUGCCAAAAAAAAAAAAAUCAAGAACCGGAAUGUUUAUUUACAAAGGUCAAACUCCCAAGGAUGAUUUUAGGCAUGUGCAAGGGCUUGAGUAAGCCAUGUGGGAUUUAUCUCUUCUUUUUACUUUGAUCAGCUGAUCACCAUAUGUUGUCACAAACUGCUUUUUAAAGUAUAUUCAGUUUCAUAAGUCAUUUGCCACUUCACAUGGAGUGUUGGGAAGCAAGUGGACAAGAAACAUAAUUCCCAACUCCCCAUCCCUUUGGGCAUGUGAUGCUGUGGUCCCAGUGGUCAACAGUGAAACAAAGUUUUGUGAUCCUAAGGGGACUUCAGACAUAUGUUCCUAAACAGCAACCCACAUGCCACAUAGUAAACUGCUUUUGAAGGGGAGAGCAAGAGCUCUGUUAAAGCAGUUUGUAAUAUGGCAUGGGGAUCAGCAGUUCAAACAAAAUCAUCAUUAGGCUACAGCAAAGCCUUUCCAUGAACUUAAACAGACCAUUGGAUCCCAGUCAAUAAUGUAUAUUGCUUGCAACCAUGCAGAUACAGGCUAUGGUCCACAGAAAUCCCAGAUAAUAGUGGGGAAACUGCUUUUGCAAAUUACAUGCAACAAGGUUGGGGUGGGCCAUGUCUUCCAUUAUCCUAGAGGAGGGAGGCAAUGGUCAUACCUUAGCCUUUCACCCCAUAUUUACUUUGUUGCUAUGUGCUAGACCCUGAAAGCUGAGUUCUAAGCAUGCUUAAUUGGCAUUAAUUGGCAAUAAGUAGUUCAGUGGUAAUCAAUGGGUCUCCCAAGUUUUUAAAAAAAACAUGUUUAGAAGCAGAGUGCUAAUGAACCCAGGUGGGUUUAUUUUGUAUACUUUCUCAGAAUGUAUUUGUGAGUGGUUGCAGGUGUGCAGCCGUUUACAAAUUCAUAUUGUACAUAUGCAUGUAUAUUCCUAUGGAUACACAUACAAUACAUGCACACAUUUCUGUAAUAUGCUGAAGGGCACAUAAACUUCCAUGCACAGACAAACAGACCAAUGGUGCAAAUAGCAAAUGUUGCCAAAUCAUUUUGACAGUUAUUUAACUUUGCCUGAGAAUGGGAUUCACAUUUGACCUGAUUCUGCUUGAGUGCUUGUGUGUUUUUUGUAGAUUUGGGAUGGAGAAUGAUUGACUCAUCCUUGUGCGUGUAGUCCCUCCCAUUGAAGGCCCUGAGACUACAUCAAAUUACACAGACUGUCCCCUUGUGGCUGUAAUACUCUGGAAGGAAAGAAUCCAGGGACACAAAAUUUUAUUCCAAGCUGGAUAAUAAACAGCUAUUCAUUGUUUUACAUCAGUGAAGAUCAUGCUGUUUCUGCAUGCUUUUUAUGCAAAACUAUUACAGCAUUUUGUUUAAAAGGGCAGUUGUGUAGAGAAGUGCUGCAGGGUGCUGAAAGUUGAGCUGGAAAGAGGAUGUUGUAAUAUGCCGGAAGAGUUAGCUGCAGGUCAGAACAGUGGUGUAUCUUUUAAAAUCCUAUGAAACAACGUUGCCAUUUGGGAGUCCUUAUCUCUCUUGCAAUUUUUCACCAUAUGCAUUUUGCUGAUCUGUAGCCUGUUAUGUAUGAAGAAACAUUAGAGUUACUCAUAGAUAAAAUUCCCCUUCCAUUUAUGACUAAGAUGUCCAUUAAAACUGUGUUGUCUUUCAUUUUCUUGCUUUUUCAUUUUACAUCCAGUUGUUGCUUUUCUUUCAAAGGCUAGCAAGCACAGAAGGCAUCACACAUACAACCAUUUUUGUCACAGUAAAAUGGGAGCAGUGUAAAUCACUCUCAGUAUCUUCCAGGGAUACUAGCAACACUUUUAACAAUGAUUGUGCAUGACAGAGCAGUUUCCAUUACCAACAGUGCUCACACAAUUUUGCUGGUAAGGGAGUAGCACCAAGUACACAUCUGACUAGCAAUAAUAUCAUUUUUGUUAACACUCCAAUGAUGUAUGAAUGAUCACAGUUUUGUAAUGUCAGUUUGGAGUGAAAACUACCUUGUUUACUAUGCUGGAAGUCUAUUCACUACAAUCAACAAGAGUGUUGUUCUCCUAAAACACACGACUGUUUAGGUGAAAUGGCUGGCAUGUAGCAAGUAGACCUGUGGAGGGGAUCAGAAAGAUAAUAACAUUGUUUGCCCAGUUUGUAGCUACCAGUUGGUAGGACCCAUUUUGGUAGCUGUUCAGUUGUCUGCUAGUAGUAUUUAUAAGUUGAUGACAAUCAUCCUGAAAAGGAGGAGGAGAAGAGUGUUUGUUUUAUCAUAGUAAGGGGAUUGGCUGAUUUAUGAAUCAGGGCAAGGCUCUGUGGACAUAGGGAUGAGUCCACAAUUUGAAGAUGUGGUAUAUUCUGCAUGAAUGUAGUGUCUGUAGGGCAAGUCUUGCAGACAUUGCAUUCAUAGGGUGUUUGUAUGAUAGCGUACAGGUCAUGUGAGAAUGAUCUUUAUACAUGUCUGUCUCAGAACUGCAAACUCAUCAAACUAUUAUCAGUGUUUCAACUCCAAGGCGCUUUCAGUAGCCAGGAAUAUGUGGAACUCAAUUCUUACAUGAUGCUUUGACCUGAAGAGAAGCAAUGUAAGGUGCUUCCCACACUUCCAAAACAUAGCCUGUGGAAGCACCACACUGCACCAACAACAUGUGAGUUAACUGUAUCAGUGCUGACUUGGUGUGUGAUGCUUCCUUAUUUAACCAGAUCCAAGCCUUUCAUUUUGUGCCUGCAUUUUGCCCUGCCCUCAUCAGCAGUGUUACACUCAACCCACAUGUUGCCAUGAACCAGGGUCUUAAGAACUGACCCUUAAUUAUUCACAAAGCACCAUUUUGUGCAGUGCAAUCUGGUGUGUGGUGGCUCUGAAGGAAGUCCUGUUCAGUGGUCUUGCUUACAGGCAAAUGUGCAUCAAAUUAUAGACUUGAGUAGCUAAUGAUUUUGAAAUCAUUAAUUCCGCAGCUUACAAAUUGCCACUAAUUUUGACCAUGAUGAUUUUAUUUUUAAUAAGAAGAUUAUAUUUGUACACUAGAAAAUAAACAGUGCCUAAGACAAUGCACUGAAGAGGAUGUUCAAUAAACAUGUGUUAGGUGUAUUUCAUUCCCUUCUGUGAUCUGUAGAGCACUCUGGUGAUUGAGAAAAAUAGUGGAGUGCUGGAAUUAAGGGAAUGAACCAUGUGCAAGUGGCCAUGCUAGAGGCAUUCUGUAGAGAUGUGCAUUUUAAUAACAGAAAUUCAUGUAUUUCUACAGCCUUGAUAGGCAGAAAUGAUCUUCCAGAUCCCAAAGAUGCUGUAUUCUUUAAUAAUGAUGUCAUUAUUAUUUUUAUUCUUCAAAGAAGGCUUUAUUUGUUUAGACUUCUGCUUGGGAUGAUGCUUGUACAGUUGUUUCCCUGUACAUAACAUGAAAAGAGUAUGCUACAUCAGGUAUUUGGUAUUUUUUACUCUUUGCACUUAUAGGUCACUUGGUACCUUUUACAUGUUUUUAGAAUAUGUUAUGUUAUGAUGUAUACUUCCAGUAUUUUCUGUGGCAUAUGUUUUUUAAACAGGAGCUUUCUUUUAAAGGCAUGGAUUGCUCUGUGUGAUCUUAUUUUGCUCCCAUAGAUUGUAAAGAGGUGCCAGAGGUGUGGUCUGCAUCUGAGACAAAGACUUGGUUCUCAUCUCAGUGCACAUGCAUUGCUUCAUUGGCAGGAGUCCACAAUGCACUUAUUCUGGAGCAAUUCAAUUGAUUUGAGUAGCCUGGGAUAAAUGGUAUGUGGAUUCCAGCCAUUAGCAGUCAUAGGAAUAAAGCACAUGCAGUAGAUUUAAGACAGGCCCUGUCUUGACAAAGCAAACACAUGCUUACUGUUACUGAAGAAUUGAAUUGGUUGCCCGUUAAACCUCCUAGGUUAGCAAUGAACAGAAUUGGUUGGCUUCAGUUCAUAUGCUUCUCCUAUGAAAAUUCCUUCCUUGGUUAAUUUUUAAUGGCCUCUACUGAAUUAUUUAUCUAGACUAAAAUGAUAUUGCACCAAAGUCUUCAAAAUGUAUGAUUCUGAGGCCAGUCCGUCCCCCCUCCCCCCACAGCAUAGUGCUUCACUAUCCCAGGGAAAUCAAAUUGCCAUGCUUUGCUUAGUGAAGCAAAACUGUUACUUGGUCUGCAAAUUUAUGGGACUGCCCAAGCUUAAAGGAAGCUGUUGAUUUGGCUCCUCAGCUUUUCACCCUACUAAAUGGCAUGUUUUCCAAAAAGCACUCAUUUUUUGUUUCAAUAAAGCUGUGGAUGAGGCAGUUUGAUUGUGCCAUAAAUUUAGAUGCUAGACAUUUAUUUAACAGUAAAAAUGUGUGUGUAAACACACAUAUGAAUGAAGUGGGGCAGUUAGCACAUGCUGUUGGUAUGAAAUUAUUGUAUUUUUUUCUUUACUCUAGAUGAGGAAAAAUAUACAUUGAUCCUAUAAAGACUCCAAGAGAAUUACGUAUUGAGAUAUUUCACAUAGGGCAGAGGAACAGUGUGUUCUGUGCCUAUUUUUAAGGCAGAAAUCACCCAUUUGCCCAUAUAUAACUAUACUGACAUUAUUUAUUACCAUUUUGAGCUGGAUAUGAAAUGGGUGCAUUUUAAAAUAAUCUUGGGGUAGAUAUUGCUCAUGUCAUUGCCCUUGACUGCAAUGGAAGCUGGUACUGUAAUCUGGGAACAAGAGUUGGUUAUGUUGUGAAACCUGCGGUGAAUUAUUGGCAUAUUGCAAUUUUGUACUAAACAACGGAGGAUCCAAAUUAGACAUUGUACAGGAGUUGCAAUUUUGUUACAAAAAAAGAAGAAAGGCCCAGUUUGGACUGGGGACACAGCCUGGGGAAGGCAGAGUGUAACUGUUCCGCCACUGCCUGUCCCCCAGAAACUGCUUGUAGCUGUGGAGGAGGAAACUUACAAGCUUCGUUGCUUAAACUGGUUAAGUCUUCCCCACCACAAUAACAACAGCUUUGGGGAAGGGAGAAUCCAAUGUGGGGAUAAAGGGUUAGAUCCCACCACAGGCCCAAUUCAGAGACCCCAUCAUGGCUGCUUUUCAUAGGAUUGAAAAGACCUUGAGAGCUCCCGUCACAGAUCUUCAACAUGUUGAAACAGAAGUCAGUCUUUCAGAGAAUCUCAUCAAAGAGCUGGUCCAAACAUCAUGUGGCUUGGGUGCACACCUUAUAUGUUUCAAAAACACGUGUAACAUGUAGGCUGUCAGGACUGGCUAUGGCUCUUUGUCAAGUGUGAACCUGAGUUAAUCACUGAAUAAUGUUGAAGCCACCUUAUGUUCCAACUCUGUAAUGAGAGUUGUGAACUGUUCUGUAUCCACAGACAGAACAUUUAGAGGUGUUCUGGCCUAUUUUCAGUGCAGGAGCUGUUAGGGCAAAUCUGGAUUGUAUCUCCCUUCCUGGUAGACUUAAGUUGUUUCCAAUCCUGUCUAUUCUUCCUUUCUCCCUCCAUUUCUGAUUGACAAGUUUCAUCUUGCACACAGCAUUUUCGUAGAAUCUUCUGGAGGUGAUUGGCUUGAUUAGGCAGAGAAGCACUUUUUGUUCAUAUCUAAUGUAGCUGAGAAGUGUGAAGGAACAAGGACAGAAUGCUGGGAACGCAUGGAGUUCUGGUAUAACAUUUCACUCGCAUGCAUCACUGAGCACUAGAAAAACCAUAUGGGAAUCCCUAUAAAACAUGUCAUCCAUUUUCAUCAUUGGUGCCUACGCUUCUCUUAAUGCCAUUUCCAACAUGACAUCAGUUAUGGGAUUGUGCCAGCCUGCUUUUUACAUCCCUAGCUUGGUAUGGAUAAAUCCCACUGUUUUGAGUGGGAUGGACAAAGCCUAAACAUAUGCAAGAGCUUGUAACCUUAUUGUCAAAAUCUAGGUACCUCCAUAUGUGUCUGCCUAUGAAAUCCCUCCUAACCUGCUGAGUUUUUCUUCUAUGGUCUGUCAGUGUUACUGGCUAAUAUUAUCUGCCCAUAUAGUGGAACAACUAGUUCUUCACACUCCAUCAGCACAAACUCCUCUUCUCUCUACACACUGAAUUCUUCAUGCAGACCUCGUUUCUCCUCCAAUAUCACAUAGAUUCUGCCUGUAGUUUUCAUCUACACCCAUUCCAGGGCCAGCGGAGCACAUUUAACGUGCCUCCCUCUCACUGCUGCUGUGUAUUUUCAAAUUGCUUGCGGUGUAGACUCCAUGCACAUCCCUCUUGCUCCACAGCCAGCAGAGAUUAGAUCCUGUUUAUCCAUCAUCCAAUUUGUUUGCUGCCAGCAAUGCUUUCUCCAUGCUCAUUCCCUUUCACCCAACCAGAAGUGCAUUUUCCGGGGAGGGGGGGAGGAAUUCCCUCCCUCAUCUUGCCAAAUAUGCGUUCUCUUUCCACAGCCAGUGCAUACUGCAGGCUAUACAUGCAUUGUCUCUCCCUGUGCAUGUCACACAGUAUCAGCAGUGCAUUUUCGAUGAACAUCCUUGUCAGUGCAUUUUUAUUAGAAGCCCACGUCAUUCCACUACCUCAUUGUUGGAAUCAUGCUCCUUUCUCAAAACAGCCUCAAUUUAUUCAUCUUCAAGCAACAUUGGAUAGCUCAUAAAAGAAAAAAAAGCAGGAUUUGCUAGACUGUACUGUACUGUUGUUAGAGGAUCAUUUUUGUUUAGGAUGGGAUGUCACUCUUCACUGUGAAAAGCAGGGGUAUUUGGUAGAUAGUGCAGCUGGCUUGUGUUUGAUUUAUCUCAAUAGUGUACAAAAGUGUACAAAUUACAGUUGCUGUCAGGGAGUAAGGUGGAAACAAUUUGUCUCUUAAUAAGAUAAUUGUUCUGACUAAAACGAAUGUAGUCAGAGCUUUGGGGCACAUACUCGGUAUCACUUAAUACAAAAUAGUUAGCAGCUUAAGCUUUUACAUGCAACAUCAAGGUAGUUUAAUAAUCGUAAAAUAGGUCCCUCCUCCUUUCACUGCCUAUGCACGUGUGGCAUAAAUUUAUAAUCCAGGGACUGGUAGUUAUUCUGGAGCAAUUAAUCUCCAAAAAAAAAAAAAAAAAAAGCUUUUGGUUUUGAGUAUGUGCCACUGAAGUUGAAAUACAGGAACUUUCUGUAUUUUAAUAUGGCACCAGAGAAAAUAGGUUUCCAAGGCAAAUGAUAAAACAAUCUCUAAAUACACACCUCCACUUAUAUUUAAAGAUUUGUUUCACUGUUAUACAGAAUUCUACACGGUUUUGUAUAUUGUUGUGGUAAUCUUUCUUUCUGAUCUAAAUGCAAAUCGUGUCUUUCCGUUUUUGUUGUUGUUCCAUUUUAGCAAGCAACCACUCCAGGACUUGACCCUGGUGUUCAGCAUGUUCAGUUUGAAGCUAACACAAUCACUGCCAUUUUUAAUUUAGCUUGUGAUGGCAGAAACGGGAUCCAAACCUUUCAAAUAAGUCAAUCCUACGUGCUGUCUAUUGCGUUACUCUGCCUGCCCUGAUUUUGUGAUUUGUUAACAAGUAUGUUUUUUUCCUUCCUUUUAAACUUUUAAUUCCAGGUCCAUGUAAAAAUAUUAUUUAGCAAAUUGAUGAUGUUGGUUUGAGACUGUAAGGACCACCACCAUCAAUAUAGUAUUGUUGUUGUUAUUAUUAUUUUGAUCUGUGUUGCAUUAAAGAAAUCACCAUUGAAGUAU